Molecule: messenger RNA, 1701 nt
Organism: Diachasmimorpha longicaudata
Lineage: Eukaryota; Metazoa; Arthropoda; Insecta; Hymenoptera; Braconidae
Product: gamma-soluble NSF attachment protein-like
Exons: 8
Coding region: 190-1263 (357 amino acids)
Biological process (GO): intracellular protein transport
Cellular component (GO): SNARE complex; vacuolar membrane
Molecular function (GO): syntaxin binding; soluble NSF attachment protein activity
Source: RefSeq, a predicted model, not a curated record
CUUUUCACUUGUGGCCGUAGCCGUAGGUGGAGAAAGGGCAGAGUUAGGGUGUCAUUUGCGUAGUAGAGCCCAUUUGACAGCUGAUAGGGGUGGAAAAUAAUCCCGAAGAAUUGCAGAUCUAUUCACAGAUUGUUGAUUAUAUUUGUGGCAAACUGAGUGAUUCGGAGAUCAGACAUCAUUCGAAGGAAAAUGUCAAAAAUAGAGGAGGGAAACGCGCAUAUUCGCGCAGCUGAGAAAAGCUUGAAGACUAGUUUACUCAAGUGGAGACCGGAUUUUGAAGUCGCAGCUGAAGAGUACAACCAAGCAGCCACUUGCUUUCGGAUUGCAAAAUCCCUGAAGCAAUGCAAGGAUGCCCUGAUUAAAGCUGCAGAUUGCUACAAAGAAAAUCGAGCAUGGUUCCACGCGGCAAAGAGUCUCGAGCAAGUGAUCCUCAUUUCGAGGGACUUAGGAGAAUUGUCAGAGAUCCCAAGACUCGCGAAUUCCUCAUGCACGUGGUACCAGCAGCAUGGAUCACCAGAGUCUGGUGCUACUGUUCUGGAUAAAGCUGGUAAAAUGAUCGAGAAUUCUGAUCCACCUGCUGCGUUACCGCUGUUUCAGAGAGCAGCUGAGAUUGCUAUGGGGGAAGACAGUCCAAGGCAGGCAGCUGAGCAUCUAAGCAGAGUAGCAAAAAUUCUAGUCAAACUAAAGAACUACGAUGAAGCUGCUAAUGCGAUUAGAAGAGAAAUUAGUUGUCAUCAGCGUAUCGAGCACACCCCAUCAGUAGGAAGAUUAGCGGUGGUGUUGGUGCUCAUCCAACUUGCUCGAUGCGAUCAAGUCGCCGCUGAGAAGGCUUUCAGAGAGUGGGGAAACUACUGUGACGCUCCAGAAAUUCAAACACUGGAGAUGCUGCUUCAGGCUUAUGACAAUGAGGAUGCCAAUGCAGCCAGGGCAGCCCUGAACAGUCCCUUCAUCAAGCAUAUGGACGUGGAAUACGCAAAAUUAGCUAGGGGACUUCCACUACCUCAACAGGAAUACGCUGUACCACCUGCUGGUGUCAGAGCCAAUGCUGCACCACCAUACGUAUCACCGAAUCUUGACAAGCCGUCUGCUAGCCGUGAGACUGUCGAAGCUGAAGUCAAUCAUGACACUGCAUCAAUAGAGAAAGGUCUUGCCUCCAGCCAUCUAUCAAGUGAAUCUCCCGAAGAUCCUCAAAAGACCCCUGAGACAUCCCCUGAAGAGAAAAAUGAGGAGGAGGAGGACGAGUACGAAGGAGGCUUGUGCUGAUCACUCUGCCCUUUAUACGAACGCCUCUUCAUUUGUUCAGUUUACCGAAUUAUAAGAAAAAAAGAAAUUCAGGCGCAUUUUAUCCUGCACCCGACUGUCAUUACAACCAUGCAGUUCUGCAAAUAAAGACGCUUAGAGCUAUUUAUUCACACGCAUUUAACGUAUUAAAUGUCGAUAAACAAUAAUUUAUUGACAGUCGUCAAAAAUAACGAGACUAUUUUUGCGCGCUGAAGUAUAAUUACGCUGUAGUUGAGUAGAUUAUUCGAAAUACUUGUUGAAUUAUUCAAAUAAAUUAUUCUCGUUUUUUUUACUAUUAUUAUUCGGAUGAAUUUGUCAUUCAGGUUGUUUUCUAGAAUUUGUUGAUGUGUAUUUUGCGAUGAAGACUGGGAAGAUGAUGGUGAUUAUAUGUAGGUUAGAAUAAACGUCUAAACCUUGAAA